AUGGCGCCGUCUUUCGCAAUCAACGACGGCUUUACCGGCACCAGAAUCACUCCUCCUUCAGACACCGGCCGAUUCGCCGCCGUCUACAGUGAGGUCCAAAACAGCCGCAUCGACCACGCCCUCCCUCUCCCCUCCGUCCUCAAACGCCCUUUCAUCAUCGUCGACGGUCCCCAAAGUUCCGCCGCCGGCAAUCCUGAUGAGAUCGCGAAGUUGUUUCCAAACCUGUUCGGGCAACCGCCGGCGAGUUUGGUGCCUAGUGAUUCCCACGCGCUGCAUGCGAACCAGAAGCUGAAGAUUGGCGUGGUUCUGUCCGGUGGUCAGGCUCCCGGCGGUCACAAUGUGAUUUCUGGAAUAUUCGAUUACCUGCAAGAGAAAGCAGAAGAAAGCACAUUGUAUGGUUUCAGGGGUGGUCCAGCUGGCAUCAUGAAGUGCAAAUACGUUGAACUCACCUCAGACUAUAUUUAUCCUUAUAGAAAUCAGGGUGGUUUUGACAUGAUUCGCAGUGGGAGGGACAAGAUUGAAACUCCAGAGCAGUUUAAACAAGCUGAAGAAACAGUGCAGAAGCUAGAUUUGGACGGCCUAGUGGUUAUUGGUGGAGAUGACUCAAACACAAAUGCAUGCCUCCUUGCUGAGCAUUUCAGGAGUAAAAAUAUGAAAACUCGUGUGAUUGGGUGCCCUAAAACCAUUGAUGGUGAUUUGAAAUGCAAAGAAGUUCCCACAAGUUUUGGGUUUGAUACAGCAUGCAAGAUUUAUGCAGAAAUGAUUGGCAAUGUUAUGAUAGAUGCUCGAUCAACUGGAAAAUAUUAUCAUUUUGUUCGGCUUAUGGGACGUGCAGCUUCACACAUUACACUGGAAUGUGCUUUGCAAACUCAUCCGAACAUUACUAUUAUUGGAGAAGAGGUUGCUGCCAAGAAGAUGACACUGAAAGAUGUCACUGACUACAUUGUGGAUAUCAUUUCUAAAAGAGCCGAGGAUAAUUAUAACUAUGGGGUCAUUCUUAUCCCUGAAGGUCUAAUUGAUUUCAUUCCUGAGGUCCAAUACCUUAUAGCAGAACUCAAUGAAAUUCUGGCCCAUGAUACUGUGGAUGAGGGAGGGCUAUGGAAGAAGAAACUCUCUGAUCAGUCGCUAAAUCUCUUUGACUUUUUACCUAAAGCAAUUCAAGAACAAUUAAUGCUUGAAAGAGAUCCUCAUGGAAAUGUUCAGGUUGCCAAGAUUGAAACAGAGAAAAUGCUUAUUCAAAUGGUUGAAACUGAGUUGGAGAAGAGAAAGCAACAAGGCACAUAUAAAGGUGGAUUUAGAGGGCAGUCCCACUUUUUCGGAUAUGAAGGGCGAUGUGGCUUGCCAACUAAUUUUGAUUCUUCUUACUGCUAUGCAUUGGGUUACGGUGCUGCAGCCCUCCUGCAAAGUGGGAAGACUGGAUUAAUAUCCUCAGUUGGGAAUUUGUGUGCUCCUGUAGAAGAGUGGACUGUUGGUGGGACUGCACUCACUUCACUGAUGGAUGUGGAGAGGAGACAUGGAAAAUUCAAGCCUGUGAUCAAGAAGGCAAUGGUAGAGCUUGAAGGGGCACCCUUCAAAAAGUUUGCCUCCUUGCGGAGUGAGUGGGCCCUAAAAAAUCGCUACAUCAGUCCAGGUCCGAUUCAAUUCACCGGCCCAGGAUCCGAUGCUAUUAGUCAAACUUUACUCUUGGAGCUUGGUGCACAAGCUUAG
Molecule: messenger RNA, 1707 nt
Organism: Sphenostylis stenocarpa
Lineage: Eukaryota; Viridiplantae; Streptophyta; Magnoliopsida; Fabales; Fabaceae
Source: the annotation of a GenBank genome assembly